AGGCCGCCAUGAUGGAUCCGAGAAAUCGAGAUCCGAAAAAGAAAACACGCUUAAAUUCGUCUUAGAUGACAAUUUCCCCCAAUAAUAACCAUAAAAUGUUUUAGAACAAUAUUCGAAGUGUAAACUACGGACAUUAUUUGGUCCUGCAUGUUUUGUGCAGUGUCGUAGAUUUCGAGUUUUGAGUGCCGCUUUCGGUGAAAGGAAUCAUCAAAGAUGAGUAAGUUGUCGUUCAGAGCUCGCCAGCUCGAUGCCAACAAGGCUCUUCCAGUCUAUCAGUCUGAGGAAUUGCCGGACUUAUCGGAAUUCAGCACAAUUAACCGGGCAGUUCCUCAGAUGCCGACUGGAAUGGAGAAGGAAGAGGAAUCGGAACAUCAUCUACAGAGAGCCAUAUCAGCACAGCAAGUAUACGGAGACACUCAACAGCUUGUUAUUCCUACUCCUGAUAGUGAAGAAUUGAAAAAUAUUCCAUGUCUAGUUCGGAAUAACUUCAAACAACCCAAACAGUACAUUCAUGUACAAGCAUAUGGAUUGAAUGAGGAUGUUCCUGAGUAUGACUUGGACAGCGAAGAUGAAGAAUGGCUAAAGGGAUUCAACAAGAAAAAAGAGAUUCUUUCAGCAUUGCAGUUGGAAUCAAUACUUGAUAGACUGGAAAAAGGAAUGGGAGCUCAAGGCUGUAUGUCAUAUGGUGAUGCUAAAGCCCUACUCCAAGAAAAUGAAGAUCUAGUCAAACCGGUUUAUGAAUACUGGAGUAAGAAGCGGGAAAAGCUAGAUGACCCUUCUGUUUCUCUUAUUCCUCAAGUGAGAGGAGAAAAACGGGAUGGAACAUCGACAAAUGAUCCGUAUGUGGCCUUUAGACGAAGAACAGAAAAAAUGCAGACAAGAAAGAAUCGCAAGAAUGAUGAAGCUGGUUAUGAGAGAAUGCUCAAGCUUCGACGAGAUCUCAAGCGUGCCUGUACUAUACUGGACAUGGUGAAGAGAAGAGAACAAACCAAAAAGGAUCUGCUAGAAUUGACUGUUGAUGUUUUUGAGAAAAGGUACAGUUCUGAAGACUUCACUGGUCAAAUCCUACAACAGUGCCUAGACUUAAUCCGAUAUCAACCACCAGCAAUCAAUCUUACUGUACCAUCUACUGUGCAAGGUGAACAGCUCACUCCUGGGUCUAAUACUGAUGCACAUAGAGAUAUAGAACUGAUGAGGAAACGAAAACAUGAGGAAAGAGCACAUUUACACAAGAAUGAUUACAUUGAAGCAGGACAUAAACGACCCAAGGGCUUUCAUCAUCAUGCCAAAAUUGGAAACCAAGUGCCAAUGGAAGGAGUACAUAUGUUUAGUGAUGAGGAAGAGACUGGACAAUUAUCACCUACACAGCUGGAAUUGCCAUCAGAACCUGAAGAAGAUGAAGAAGAUCCUGAUGGUCGCUAUGCUUUUAAACGAAAGAAGGGUGUCAAGUAUCUCCCAGCUCGGCUCGACUCUCCUUCCCCAUAUCCGUGGGUAGACCCCGCGGAGGGUGGUCUAGGAGACAAGAGAUUCCGGUACAACUGUACGUCAAUAUCCAGACCCAAUGGGCUAAUAGGAUUUGCCAGACGGAGAAUAGGACGGGGAGGAAGAAUAUAUUUUGAUCGAGCUUGGACGCCAGCAUCAGAAAACCUCGAAGAUUUUGAAACAUUAUUAAAUGCAUCUAUGUCAUCGUCUCUGAGUCUACCUAAUGGGUUCUUUCCGUAUGACCAUCUGACGGGCUGGAAACGGCUGACAAUACCUCACUAUCGACCAAAAUCUCCAACCAAAACCACGUCGAGUCCGUCACCUCCGCCUCAGCCUUCAUCAUCACCGUCCAGUGAAACAACACCGGGAAUUCAAAGCACUUCGACUGGUCAGCCAAGACCUCGACUACAUCGGAGCUUUUCAACGCAACCACGAUCCAAAUUCUCAUUGAAUACCUCUCCGACAAAUGGACUUAUAGGAACAAAUUUAUCUCAUUCCAAUCUUACAUCACACGGAAAUGGAAUUACUCGCAAUUCACUACCCAAUGGACCUGUUGUUUCUCAAAGUAGUUGGCCUGCAAUCGGCCCAUGGACUAGUAGCAGUACUUUAAGUUCUACUCCCAAUAAAAAUGUCUACUCGACUGCCCCUAUUAAGGCGGUUUAUGCAUUGAACUUUCCUCUCAACUCGAGCACGUCGAGCCAGCUAUUGUCCAAUAGUCUUGUUCGUGGCAAUGCACCGUUUUCACCGACAUCAACGAAUUCACCAUCGUCAUCGACUGCAAAUAAAUCUUCCAGUUUGACAAAUUUAUCGAAUGCUAACAGCGAAUUAGAAAUUAGCAUCGGAAGAUCAGAAGUACCAUUCAAAAGACAGAGCAGUAUCGAUGUCGUCAAUGCUACGUGACUGAUACAAAUCAAUCCAUUUUUAAAGUUUACAAAUUCACUUCAAUACGUACAGAAUGGUUUGGCCUACAGGACCAUGAGUACUGCUAAGAACAUGGAACACACGUACUUAUAUCAAAUCUGUAUUUAUUCGAAAUUUUGUUAUCAAGAAAAUGCAAGAAAACGCAAUAUAGUUUUAAGAAGAGAAUUUGAAAACGUAGGAACACACAGUGCUUAGUUUAAUACCUAGAACAGACUGUCAGGGUGUUACUUUCAAAUGGCUUUCCUUUGUUCGCAUCUGGAGAUUUGGUUGGAUCUCAGAAAAGCCAUUUCAAAGCCAAUUCCUGCGUUUCAUCAAGGUAUAGUAGUUCUACAAUGCACAAAUUGUUCAUAGAGCGUUGCCGGCAAUUGAUUUAUUUACUCGAAGCCCUGGACUAUUUGUAGAAAUUAUUUUUAAUCCUCAUUUAUUAUUUUUCUUCUUCGUUUCUAAAAUUAACUUUGCUAACUCUUUGAAUAAUAUCAAUGCUUGGUAUUCAAGAUCGCAUUAAAAUGAAAAAAGUAGAAAAUAUUCAUAUCCAUACGUAUUAAUCCUUGAGCAGUGCUCAUCGUCCUUGCCAUGUCUACAAAUUUAUCGUCCGAAAAUUAUGGAAUUGCGCAUGCGUACCACUUUGCUGUCAUCUACAAAAUUCUUUGGACUGGAAGAAUAGUUGCUAAAAGGUUGUGACGUCAAAGCAGCUCCAUCUUGGGGACAAAAUCAAAGAAUUCCAAAUCUGAGAAUUAGAACCUAUUGUUUUGUCUUCCAGAUUGAGCUGCAUUACAAAGUGCUGCAAUGGGUCUAUAGAGCUGGAUAGAAAAAAGAAGUCCAAUAGAUUGUGUCUACUGGGUAAUGAAAUGAAGUUAUUGGUCCAUGAUCUUAUAUUUUGUCGCGCUAGUCCAGAUUCUUUUGUCCAAAGAUUUACCUCUGGGUAAUCCAUUGCCAAUCUCUGUAGUCUGAUAAAUGUAAAAUGGCGGUGUUUUAUUUCAUGCCAUUCACUCUUUCAAUUUUCAGUAGCCUUACAUUCAGAUUGAGCCUCGUAGGCUGUUUUUCCUGCUUUUCCUAACAGUAAUAUGACCGCACUCACUGCCGCAAAUCCACCAUUAUAUCAAAUGCCUCAUUUCCAUUUUGUAUUAUAAAGCAUUUUUUUGUGCAUCCUCACUGUAUGUGAAUUUGUUUUGUACAUUUUUUAAAAGGAUUUCGUGCAUUGUCAGUCUGUCUCGUAUUUUGAACUAUAAGAUCAAAGCACCACGUGGGGGUUGCGAUAAUACAGAUUUUAGCUCAUUUGGUUAGCUUAGAAUUUAAUACCAUUAGCUCUUCAUUGCCCCCAUUUAGUUCAUUUGCCACUGCCUCGCCUUCAAGUGCAUAUAUGUAAAUUUCGUACAAAACACCAAGAAAAAUAUUAAAUACAAACAAAAAUAGUCGAAAAUGGCUGGAUUUAAGGUCUAGUUUUUAUCUUUAUUUAUUUACAGUUUGUGCCAGGAAGAAAAGACCGAACUGUACUAAAAUAAUCGCAAUGUAUGUCUGGUCUUGUAUAGUGCAAAGUGAAUGAAUGAAUGAAUAAAUAAAUGAGCGCAACUUUCAAGGCUCGCAAUAAUAUACUAAUAGGCCAAAUAUAUUUUAUAACGGUUCACAUCAAGAUAACAAAAUACGAUUCAACAAUGGACCGAUUUUUGCCUUUAUACUACGAUAACGUAUUUGUGUUUAAUAAACCACUUCCUUCAACGAAAAGUAA
Molecule: messenger RNA, 4129 nt
Organism: Actinia tenebrosa (Australian red waratah sea anemone)
Lineage: Eukaryota; Metazoa; Cnidaria; Anthozoa; Actiniaria; Actiniidae
Product: enhancer of polycomb homolog 1
Biological process (GO): regulation of transcription by RNA polymerase II
Cellular component (GO): NuA4 histone acetyltransferase complex
Source: RefSeq, a predicted model, not a curated record